AUGCUGACUUCGUCGCUCUCCUCGCAAUUGACCGCCGUUCUCGAUGCCGACAACUCUGAGGCAUCUGCAUCGUCUCGCACGAUCCCAUACCCACUGCUCGCGUCAAUCGCUUCCUGGGCGCGCUCUGCUGAUGGUGAAAGGGCUUUAAGAGAGAACGAUCCUCCUCUUCAGCCCAGUGACUACAGUAUGAUAUCGCUGUUGGCCGCGCAGCGAGAUCUCAGCGAUAGGCGUAUGGUUACUGCAGUUAUCAAUGCGCUGCUGAGCAUAGGAGGCGCUGGCGUAGCGACAUGGUGGGCGGCAGGAAGACUUGCUUGGAAGGACGAAUGGAAAGUCCUACUGGCCUUGUUUGUUGCCAUCGUCGUUGCAACUUCAGAGGCUAUUCUAUACAUGAUAUGGGAUGCUCGUCGCACGCAACGUCUAGAAGGCAGCUCAUCGACGGUGUCGAAUGGACCUGCCAAACUCAAGAAAGGGGACACCGGCCAGGAUUCACAGCAGUUGAAAACAAUCGAGCUCUACGGGGACAUCCACUUCUCUGAGUGCUGA
Molecule: messenger RNA, 543 nt
Organism: Laetiporus sulphureus 93-53
Lineage: Eukaryota; Fungi; Basidiomycota; Agaricomycetes; Polyporales; Laetiporaceae
Exons: 3
Coding region: 1-543 (180 amino acids)
Biological process (GO): vacuolar proton-transporting V-type ATPase complex assembly
Source: RefSeq, a predicted model, not a curated record